Messenger RNA from Cyprinodon tularosa, 5845 nucleotides. It is a transcript of the gene epha2b, whose product is annotated as eph receptor A2 b. Gene Ontology annotation, molecular function: ATP binding; transmembrane-ephrin receptor activity; protein binding. The transcript has 17 exons. Gene Ontology annotation, biological process: axon guidance; cell surface receptor protein tyrosine kinase signaling pathway; protein phosphorylation. The record is from RefSeq and is a predicted model, not a curated record. NCBI's taxonomy places the organism in Eukaryota, Metazoa, Chordata, Actinopteri, Cyprinodontiformes, Cyprinodontidae. Gene Ontology annotation, cellular component: plasma membrane; neuron projection. The coding region runs from base 74 to 3058 and encodes 994 amino acids.
AGCGCAGCGCCUCUGAGGAGCAGUCAGCCAAGCGACAGGAGCAGAGCGCAGAGCGGAGAGCAAAGUUUCCCAAAUGGAUUUCUUUGGUGCAAGCAGACAUUUGUUAUUCUCAUACGUUCUCAUCAACGGGAUAUUAAUAACCUUACAGGCAAAUGAAGAGGUGCUUUUGGAUAUGAAGGCAAGAGGAGGAGAGCUGGGCUGGCUGACCUGGCCCCCAAAGCAGGGAGAGACAUCUGGGUGGGAGGUCACCCAGAAAACCCUGAAUGGCACACAGUUUUAUGCCUACUCCAUAUGCAAUGUCGGCGAGCGUGAGCAGGACAACUGGCUGCGCACCACCUUCAUCCAGAGGCACCCUUCGGUCUCUCGGGUUUUUGUAGAACUCCAAUUCAUCGUGCGCGACUGCAACUCAUUUGAUGGUGCCUCAUUAAUCUGCAAGGAGACCUUUAACCUCUACUCAUCAGAGGCGGAUGCAGACGUGGGCACGACCUUCCACAAGGUGCAGUUCAAGAAGGUGACCACGAUAGCUCCAGAUGAAAGAACUAACAAAAACGAAAUGCACAUCAACACGGAAACGAAAGUUGUGGAAAAUUUAUCUCAGAAGGGUUUCUACUUGGCCUUCCAAGACAUCGGAGCCUGCGUCGCUCUCCUCUCUGUCAGGGUGUACUACAAAACUUGCCCGGCCACAACAAAGAGCCUUGCUUUGUUCCCUGAGACUGUGGCUGGAGGUGAAGGCCAGGGGCUCAAGGAGGUGACUGGGAGGUGCAUCGAUAAUGCUGAAAGUGUGGAUUUACCUCGAAUAUACUGCACUAUGGACGGGGAGUGGGUGGUCCCAGUUGGACAGUGCCAGUGUAAUCCCGGUUAUGAAGAAGUGGAAGAUUCUUGUGAAGAGUGUCAGCCAGGCUUCUUCAAAGCUGAGGGAACCAGUGGCAAGUGUGAGCCAUGUCCUGCCAACACCCAGAGCCACAACUCUGGUGCUACAUAUUGUCCAUGCAAGGAUGGCUUCUUUCGGGCUGUUACGGAUCCCAUCACUGGACCUUGUUCAGGCCUCCCUUCUGCCCCACGAGAUCUAAAAGCCACCACCAGCAGCCUUUCCCCAGGAAAGCUCCUUCUCUCCUGGCAGCCCCCUGAGGAUACCGGCGGUCGAACUGACAUCAACUACAGCGUCGAUUGCCAGCAUUGCGGGUGCAACGAGGGCUCUUCCUGCCAACCUUGUGGAAAGAAAAUUCGUUAUGACCCACCCAACAUGCUCCUGACUGAUACCAAGGUGUCAGUGAGCGAGCUGGACCCCUUCUGCAACUACACCUUCACUGUGGAGGUGCACAGUGGGGUGUCCAUGUUUGCCAAGCAGGCAAAGGCGAGCACAUUUAGGCCACCGUCCUCAGCCAAACUGCAUACAUCUCUUCACUACACAGAUCCACCCAAAAUUACUUCGAUGCGUCUGGUUGAACGAGAUACCACCAGUUUGUCUCUGUCCUGGGAUGUUUUCCCCCGUCCACGUGUCCAGUCCCAGCGUAUCCGCUACCAGCUUUCUUACCACAAAAAGGACAAUAAACCCGAUGUGCCUACGUUUGUUGUGCUGAACCUGGAGAAAAACUCUGUGCAGAUUGACAAUCUGUCCCCAGGCACGGCUUACCGGGUCAAGGUCCAGGCUCUGGGCUCUGAUGGUAGCCAAGGAGUUUCCAGCUUGGAGGAACAGUUUGAGACGUUGUCUGAAGGACAACUUAACAAGACCGCUGUUAUCAUUGCUGGAGUGGUUGCAGGAGGAGUCAUGGUUUUCAUACUGACAGUCAUCUAUUGCCUGCACAGACGGAAAAGAGAUACACACACUAGACAAGGACCAGAGGACACCUACUUUUCAAGCCCUGAACAAUUAAAACCCCUGAAGACGUAUGUGGAUCCACAUACCUAUGAGGACCCCAACGUCGCUGUACUCAAGUUUGCCACUGAAAUCCAUCCCAGCCACAUAACCAAACAGAAAGUCAUCGGAGCUGGCGAGUUUGGGGAAGUUUACAAAGGCAUCCUGAAAGCGCCUGGGAAGAAAGAAGUGGCGGUGGCUGUAAAGACCCUAAAGCCUGGCUACACAGAGAAGCAGAGACAGGAUUUUCUAAGCGAGGCCUCCAUCAUGGGACAGUUCUCCCACCAGAACAUCAUUCGUCUAGAGGGGGUGGUCACCAAAUUUAAACAUGCAAUGAUUGUGACCGAAUUUAUGGAGAAUGGAGCUCUGGAUAGAUACCUGAGAGACCAUGAUGGUGAGUUCUCAUCUCACCAGCUGGUGGGGAUGUUGCGUGGCAUCGCAGCAGGCAUGAAGUACCUUUCUGAAAUGAGCUAUGUUCACCGUGACCUUGCUGCGCGCAACAUCCUGGUCAACACAUCCCUGGAGUGUAAAGUUUCAGACUUUGGCCUGUCCCGAGUUCUUGAGGACGAUCCUGAGGGGACCUACACCACCAGUGGAGGUAAAAUCCCCAUCCGCUGGACAGCACCCGAGGCAAUAGCCUACAGGAAGUUCACCUCUGCAAGUGAUGUGUGGAGUUUCGGCAUUGUCAUGUGGGAGGUCAUGGCAUUUGGGGAAAGACCUUAUUGGGAUAUGAGUAACCAUGAGGUGAUGAAGGCCAUAAAUGAGGCUUUCAGGCUUCCAGCACCAAUGGACUGUCCAUCGGCCGUCUACCAGCUGAUGCUUCAGUGCUGGCUUCAGGAUCGCUCCAAGAGGCCGCGCUUCGGAGACAUCGUCAGUCUGCUGGACAAGCUCCUCCGCAGCCCAGACUCACUGAAGACCAUAGCAGACUUUGAUCCUCGCGUAUCCAUUCGGCUGCCCAGCACCAGCGGGUCAGAUGGCUCCCCCUUCAGGUCAGUGUCCGAGUGGCUAGAGUCCAUCAAGAUGAGCCAGUAUAGCGAAAACUUCACGCGUGCCGGGGUAAUCACCAUGGACCAGGUCCUGCAGAUGAAGAACGAGGAUAUUAAGAACAUCGGGGUGAGAUUGCCCGGCCAUUUGAAAAGAAUAGCUUACAGCAUCUUGGGCUUAAAGGACCAGACCAGCACCCUGAGCGUGUUUGCUGUGUGAUCCUCCAAAUUAAAAGGGAUGUCAAAUUGGACACAGGAAGCCCUUUGAACUCCAAGCUGAGCGGGAGCGUCUCUGCAGGGAUGGCGUUGGAUCAGCCGAACCAAGAGAAAAUGUGCCAACUCUAUGGGCCAAAUCAGUCCGAGAGACUUACUGUAUGUUCUAGAUUUCUUCAUCUUUUCCACGGGGAAAUGGAGCACAUACCUAACAAAAGACUUUCGAUAUUUAGAUAGCUAUUUUUGUACUUUCUUACAGAGACAGCUACUUUCUAAUUCAAUGUCAAUUUUUUCUGCUCCUGCUUCAGCUUUAUAUUUGCACCCUGAGUUUGUUGCAAACAAACUGGGAGAACUUUUAUAAACAAGCAGCAGAGUCCAGUCAUGGUUCAGGAUGUGGUUGGUGUCUACGUCUCUGUAUCUGUCACUGAUUGGCUUUUUGCUCCAUCUGUUAUCAGGAAGCACAAAGAGGCUGUAAUGAGCUUGAGCUGGUCCAGGUUUAGAUAACAAAAAGCAGGAUCCAUGUAAAUAACUUGACUCCUGCUAGUCCUCCGCAGAAAUUAAGCUAUCAUCCUAUGGAGAUUUUAUUUUCAUAAAAAAACAGAAUGAUGAGGUACUUUUUCUACAAAUUGACUUUAGCCUCUUUAUUUUUCACCAUUAACUGUUACAAAAAAAAAUGAUUGUGAACUUUUAAUGUAGCACUUGGAGCAAGACUCAUCUUCAAUAAGGGCAAUUACAACAAAAAAAAAUGACCAAAGUAUUUCUAUCCUUUGAACUGUUAAACAUUUUUCAACUUCUUGAUGUGAUAUAAUUUAAAAGACCAACACAGGCAUUCAUACAUUUGAGGUAGAAGAAAAAUAUAUAUAUUUUUUACAGCAUGUUAAAUUGAGAAUAUCUAUAUCUGAUGCAUCUCCACAGGAUGAUGCAGUCACAGCCAUGUUUCACUAAUGAAUGUGUGGCUUGGAUGAUGUGCUGGAUUAGUUUCUCAAAUCAAAAAUCUUUGCAUGCUGGAUGAUGAGUUUAUGUUUGCUUUCAUUAGACCAAAGAGUGCCUUCUUUCAGAUGUUUAUUCAAUACCCUAUGUGGUUUGGGAUUAGCAGCAAAGGAGACUUUUAUGUCUAUUGGCAACAGUGGAUUUUUUCUCGCCACACUGAAAGCAGGAUUUUAUGUGCAUCUCAACAGCUGUCAUGUAAAAAAAUUCUUCCAUAUGAGAGGUAAGUCUCUGCUGCUUUUUGUUUUAUAACAUAAUGCUGCUUUAAACUUAACUAUAAAUUCAUGUCAGACCAAUUAAUAAUUUUAUUAUCCUUUUCAUGCCAUUUUCUGGAUUCUCUUUGAGAUGUAAAAGUAAUGGUUUAAGGUUGAUAACAAUCUUUGUCCCUCCACUUUGUAGGUUUUCACUACUUUGUGUUAAACUAUCUCCAAAAAAAAAAAAAAAACUAAACUAAAAAUACAUAUAAGUUCAUGUUUGUGAUAUGAUAAAAAUGUGGACCAAGUAUGAGGGAAUAAUAGAAAGGUAUUGGCUGUGUCUUAAUGUUCACCCUAACCGCUAAAUCCCUCAAUCACUAUAUAGAGCGGAGACUAUAUAUAGUGGACUUUUUAGUGAACUCAGUUAACUGACCGUUGGGACAGAUGAUCACCACGUUUCGCUCCACGUUGGUUAUGUAACUCCUCCACUGUGCGGUGCCUGCACCAUCGUUGUUAUUAGUUUCCGCUGUCGGGUAGCGACAGCCUAUGGCAACAGCGGGCAGCUGUGACAACAAAUCCCAUAAUGCUUUGCAAGGAGAACUCCACCCGCAAAGCACUCUGGGAUAUAUCUGCUGGUCUAAUGACCACGGAUGAUCACUACUUUUCAAGUUGCAUUGAGGGAAAUUUCAAUUCCGCUACUUUUUCAUCCUCUAGACGUUUGGACACUCAUUUAAAAUGGCGCAACCACUAUAUAGUGCCUUAUAUAGGGCUAAGGGCGGACAUUAGAACACAGCCAUUGAAUGUAAAAAGUCAAUAUUUGUAAUUGAAAUUAUAUUUAAGUUUAAAUUCUGCAAAUAUUUUCAAAAGUAAAUAAAAAAGAAUGAAGUAAAAUACUCACUAAACUAACUAAAAGAACAAAAGAAUCCCUCACAACUAAGAUAUGUUUGCAGUUUUACUAGUUUACAUUUUGUCAGCCUCUUUUUAAAUGUUCAAUCAAUCAAAGUGGUUUAUUGAUUUGUUUAAAUGAAAUGCUUUAGGAAUGACCUGCUUGACUCUUUCCAGACAUUUUAAAAGCUUUUCAAAGUGCCUCUUUAUAGAAGAUAAACACGAGUCUGCCUCUCUCUCUUUAAAUAAAGCGGCUCUUCUGUGUAGCGAAUAGUUUGUAGUUAAAACCCCAGUGCUCUUAAUCCAUGACUGCAAAUCCAGUGUGUUACUGAUGUACAUCUUCCUUUACUUGAAUUUUUACUUUGUCAAAUGUAUGAUUCUGUUGUAGCUCAGAAACCAAUCUUCUAAAAAAGGGAUUUAUUUUUUUGUUGAUAUUUGGGUUAAUUGGUUUGAGUUGCAUUUUGUAAAUUUUGUAUGAUAUCCAGUAUUAAUCAUAUUCCUGUGCUUUUUUUGUGUUUUUGUUCUGAGUUCAAAUCUUCUCAAAACUUUCUUCACAUAAGAGCAAACAUCUACUUCCUUUGCAAAUUCUUCUCUUUUUGUCUUCUGUUUUAUACUGUAUUUAAUAGUCUAUUUAUUUUUUAACUGUUAUUUAUUUAUCCUGAUAAACACUGAGCUGGGUUUGUAAUUGGAGGUUGCUCAUUAAGCCUUAAUUAAAAGAGAAAAAAAAA